UCUAUAGGUGCAAUAGUAUGCAGGUGCUAUUGUCGUGGGUUCAAAUGUACGGGAACCUUUUAUUGUUAUUACAUAUUGUUAGAUACCAGUGGCUGUUUGUACAGGGCCUUGUUCUGAGCAAAAGGCAUGAACUAGUGUUGUUAAAAGAAAUUAACAUGAUUUUCACUUGCCCUGGUAUACUUGAAUACUUGCUGAUGCCAAAGCACGGGCCCAAUGGCAUGUUCACCCCAGAGUUGUGGAGUCGCAACAAUAUUCACAAAUAACCUGACUUUGUGAUAAAAAAUAAUUUGACUGUGAUGUCUAUGAUGUAGUCCAGCUUCGUAUAAUAGACUGUUUUUAAGAACACUUAGUAAAGUUAUGCUUUUUAGGUUUCUGAAGAUAAUUUUAAUAAUCAGCAUAAAAUUUAGACUCUCUACUUAGGAGAAGAGACUCUUUAUAGAUUUUUUUUCCAGUGAAAAAUGCAUUUCUCAAAUUCUUUAUAAUCCUCCCAGUUUACCUCCAUUACGAAAAUUAUUUAUAUCUGGAAAGCGAGUGAAUUACUUGAAUACUGUGUGUCACAGGUUGAAUCAUGUAACUAGAGUUCUCCAAACUUUUUGGGCCGCGGACCACUGUUUGUGAAUUUUAUUUUGGACGGACCCUCAUUCUAUGCCGUAUCAAUUUCAAUGCCUGACCAACGAUAAAGGAUAAUGUUUUCUUUGAUGAAAUAAAACUUAUGGAAGUCUGAUUCAAUACAUACCGUACUAUUUGAACACAUUGACCUAAUUUAAUUGUGUAUAUAACUACAGUGUCACACAAUUUACUAAAUUUCGUUUCAUGGCCCUUCUUUGCAACAACGGUAACAGGCUCAAAUGACCUUAGCAAAGUCGUACAAGUUAUCGACUGGUGAUAACUCAGUAACCCAUACGAUCAAUUAUUACCGACGAUGUAGCUCUGUGACGAAGGUCUACCUCACAGACGCUAAAAACAAGAAUCCUUCUACAACAUCUUUUUCACCCCCAUUGUUGAAGUUUCGUAACACUUGCGAUUGCGCGAACUUAAGAUUUUAUCUCGUUCAAGAAUGGCUAUGUGGCGACAUAUUUAACUAAAUUCCGUUUCAUGCCCCUUCCUUGCAGUAACGGUAACAGGCUCAAAUGACCUUAGCAAAGUCGUACAAGUUAUCGACUGUUGAUAACUCAGUAACCCAUACGAUCAAUUAUACCGACGAUGUAGCCCUUUGACUUUGACGCUAAAAGCAAGAAUCGUUCUACAACAUCUUUUUCACUCCCAUUGUUAAAGUUUCGUAACAAUACCGAUUUGCGAUUGCUUGAAUUUUUGACUUUAUCUCGUUUGAGAAUGUCUAUUUGACAGUGUAUGUAUACGGUAAAAUGUAUAUGUUUCAAACUCUUUUUAUAUCGUUGCGGACUGCCUGUGCAGUCAUUACAGACCCCAGUUUGGCAAACCCUGAUGUAACUGACCGAUUACAGUUUCUUCCAAUUCCACAUAUUUGGUUUAUCUUCCUCAUGAAAAUUAUCUAUGUUGACGUAUUGUAGAUCUGGGUAACUUUGGAUGGUUUCACUAUAUUUUCAAUAAUAUGUUUUCCAUUUGUUGUCCACUUUACGUCAAAUUUGGGAUAUAUUACAUUAAUGUUAUUUUUCUUGCCUUAUUUUUUGUGAUCUGUCACCACGCCACUAAAUAUCUAACUUCGAAUGGAGAAUCCCCGCUCUUUGUCACCGCAACUUAGAGCGGAGAAGGAAUUUAGUUGGGAUAUGAACAAUUGGAAAAAUAAUCCGAAGUUACAGGUUUUACUGUAUCAUGGCGUCACAGUGUGGUUUAUGUAACUUUUCAUGGUUUAUUCAAACUUCACAUCCCUGGUUUAUCUUUUUAAAUAUUCACAUUCUUAUAUUGAAGUAUGUCAUGCCAAGUUGUCUGAGUUAUUCUAGCUCAGUGGUUCUCAACCUGUGGCCCAUAGAGAGGGCCACAAUCCGAGGUGCAAACUGAUUUUUCGUUCCCCUUUACGUGAGUAUUCCCCGUUCUUCCUAGUUUCAUUGCUUGAUAAAGUUAUUUCACAGGGUGUUUUCACUCUGUUCAGCAUGAAUUGUUUGAACAUAAUGAAAUUUGGAGUUUACCACCGAAAGGAUAAAAGGAGGCCAUGAGUGCUAAAAGCCUCUAGAAAAGGGGCCAUGAGCCUUAAAAGGUUGAGAAGUACUGUUCUAUCUAUCCUAUUUCUUACUUUGUAUAUUUGUAUAUUCGCCGGCGUUUCAGACUGUUUGAACAAAGAAUGCCAACUUAUUAUCAUUGUUUUCUUUUUAUACUUUUAGAAUAUGGAAACUGUGCCUAAAGAUUUCACUUAUGUUGAAAUCUGUAUAGAUGAAGACAUAAUAUAUGAAGCAAGUCAUUUAUCUGGAGGUUUUUCUUUAUCGACCAAUGACUGUAGAGCAUCUGAUAGAGACAAAAUUACAAAUAUUUCUGGCAACACUACAAUCAAAGAUAAUGGCAAUGCUGAUAUCAAUGAUAAAUAUAUGCUAUGUGAAGACACGGGAGAAUUUACGAGCCAUAACCAAGAUACUGUUAGAGCUGAUAUGAACAGUACUGUUGUCUAUGAAAAAGACAAUCAUGAAUUUGAUUCUGUCAUGGCGGUACAGGAGCAGAAUGAAUUUAAUGCUGAUUUUCUAACUGGUUCCAAGUUAGGGUUCUUAUCAAAUGGUGAGUUAUCUGACUAUCUUCAAGAGGAUUUGCCUAACUGUACAGAUAACGCCUAUCAAAUUGAUAAGGGCCUAAUUACUGAUGAGGGGCUAACUAAUAACACUUGUCUAGGUGAUAAGAAUGAACCGAAAUUGCUCACCAGUAUUGAUAAGGCUUAUCUAACUGAUAACAGGCAGAAAUCGUCUGAUUGUAAUGAAGGCACCCAUCUGAGUGAUAAGGAGUUAACUACUGAUAGAGAAAGAAUACCGACAAAUGCUACUGAUAACACUUCUUUAAAUGCUACUUCUUUAAGUGAUGAAGAUCUCAUUAUUAAUAAGGAUUUCAUUACUGAUGAAAAUUAUUCAGAGAUAGCUCGCAGUCUUUUGAAUGAUAUUAUUGAUUAUAUCAUCAAAAAAGAUAUUUCUGAUAAAACUGAAAUUUGUAACAUAUGUGAGAGGAUGUUCGACUCGUCAGAUAAAUUGGAAAGGCAUUUAAAGUUCCACAAAAAAGGUCGAAAAGUACUAUAUUGCCAUGUGUGUGGCAAGGAUUUUGAUCAAAAAUCGCAUCUGGAGUAUCAUACUAUGGUGUUUCACACCAGUGUAAAGCCCUAUACAUGUGAAAUAUGCGGGAAGACUUUCACUCAUAAAUCGUCAUUAAACAUGCACAUAAAAUCUCACACAUCUCAACCAAAUGUUCCUUGUGAGAUAUGCGGAAAAAAGUUUUGGACAAAACACAUCUUAAAUACGCAUAGGAAGAAACGACAUAUGGGGAAGCCUUUUGUUUGUAACAUUUGCGGAAGCUCUUUUAGUCAGAAAAAAAGUUUGGUAAGACAUGUGAACCAGCAUCCGCCACAUAUAUGUGAAAUAUGUGGCAAGAAGUUUGACAAUUAUAAAAGUCUUCGCUUGCAUUUUCCUUCUCAUAAACCGAGCUGCCCUGAGCAUGUCUUUGGGGACGAUGCGAACACUUUUUUAUGCAAAGUUUGUAAAAGAACAUUUCGUCGACGACAAGACCUGACUUUCCAUUCGCAAGCUCAUGCUCCAAGAGUUCAUAAAUGUCAAGUUUGCGGGGCUGGUUAUGUUCGCUAUAGCUUUUUAAAGAAGCAUAUGAUUGCACACUCGAACAGACCAUAUAAAUGUAAAUUAUGUGGGAAAUGUUUUCAUUAUGAAUGGUCGUUAGAAAAUCAUCAAAAAUAUCAUACAGGAUUUAAGCGCUUGGGUUGCCACAUUUGCGGAAGACGAUAUUAUUUUAAACACCGCUUGGCUAUACAUCUAAAACAUCAUAAAAAUGUGAUAACUGAAAAUGCUGUACCUAGUAAUGAUUUUGAAUUCACUCAGCAAACUUCUUCUACAUUACAAUGUGGAAGAAAGAAGACAGAUGAAGCAUCUGGAAUUGGUAGCACAGCACCAAGUAAUGGAGGUGUAAUGUUGGGAAAUUGUAUUUCCGUAGGACAAAAAGGGAACUCACAAACAUCAACAUUCACAAUAGGGGAAGCUGAGGAAUUCAAUCUCGGCUCUGUGAAAUUUACCGGGCAUAAAAUAAUAUUCUCUCCUGAAGUGAAUUCAUUGUCUCUCCCUUCUGAACAAACUCAAGCAAUUGCAAUCUUAGAUGCUAAAUCGAUACUCACAUUUGCGAUGCAUAAUUUCUCGAAAAAAAGUAACGAACCAGUUAAGGUACCAAAGAUGACUAACAUAAUGACAAUCAGAGAGGGGGAAUCUUAUCCAUAUAAGAUCAGGACUAUAGGUGAUGAGCACUCAUAAUAAGGGGCAGUUGAUCGCCACACCAUGCUAAGCUUUAGGAAUACUCUUGACAUGGUACCUCUGAUUACUCUAUGCUGGUUAGAGUCUCAUGGGGCGUAACUAUUUCCAUACCCCACAUGGACGGGUAUGGUGGCCCAUCGUUGUCACGCGUAAAAUUGAAAAAUAAAAUAAAAAAAUUGUUGUGAAAAAACAUUAAAAUAAAAUGAGAAAAAAAUAAAAUGCAAAAAAAAA
Molecule: messenger RNA, 4649 nt
Organism: Styela clava
Lineage: Eukaryota; Metazoa; Chordata; Ascidiacea; Stolidobranchia; Styelidae
Source: RefSeq, a predicted model, not a curated record